Drosophila pseudoobscura is the source of this 1833-nucleotide messenger RNA. RefSeq lists its product as uncharacterized. The transcript has 2 exons. The record is from RefSeq and is a predicted model, not a curated record. NCBI's taxonomy places the organism in Eukaryota, Metazoa, Arthropoda, Insecta, Diptera, Drosophilidae. Bases 482 to 1429 code for a protein of 315 amino acids.
UUGCGAUAGGGGUGGUGAUGUUCAGGCCAGCAAUGGACAGUUUCCGGGCACUGUGCCGGCUCCGCGCGCCUCGGUCCCGGCUCGCGCUCGCGCGCUCGGAGGGGCGCUCGGAUCCACAAUCCACGAUCCACACGGCGCUCACGGCAGCACAAAGGCAGCAUAAAGCAUAGAGCAUAAGGCAUAGAGAGUUAGUUACGUUUUCACCCCCGCUUCAACCUGUCGACAUACCGCGCGAAUACCGAAUCAAUACAUGAACAAUAUAUAUAUACAUAUACACACAACGAAACCCAGCGGCCUUUCCUUUCUGUGACGACUGCUAGGAGGGUUACUGGAACAUACACCUCGCCGUUGGAUAAUUGAUCCUCGAUCCGCUCCACUACAAACAUUGGUCCUUCGAGCCGGAUCUUCGCCUUCCCCAUAAGGAGAAGCUCACCCCAGCCAGCAUCGGCGGAUCGCUCCAAGUUUCCAUCCUCAUCCAGACAUGGCCCCACGGAUCCGCGCCAGCCGCACCACGGAGAGCCGGCGUGAUCGAGGGAUCAACUCGUACCGUUGCCGGGUCUGCCGAGGAAUUCAUCCGCUACGGACCUGUCACCAUUUCCUUCGCCUGAGCCCUGAGAAGAGACUCCGAGCUGUCCUCAUUAACAAAUAUUGCGGAAAUUGCCUGGCCCACCAACACUCCGGCCAGGAUUGUCGCAGUGGCGGGCUGUGCCGGGUGUGUGGCAAAAACCACCACACUCUACUCCACAUACCGUCGUCUCGUCGUCCAGUCCGCUCGGCCUCAGGAGCAUCGUCGCCAUCUACAGCGCCCCACGUCAAACGCCGACCUCGGCGUCCAGCCCGCUCAGCCUCGGCUGCAUCGUCGCCAUCCACGUCGGCCCACGCCGACCGCCGCCCGCGUCUCCCCGUGAGCCGCCCCGUGGCAGGGCCCCCGGCACCAUCCGUCGACUCACUUCUACAACAUCGAAGCCUCAUCCUACUCCCGACGGCGCUGGUGGUCUUGGAUACGGGUUCCAAAAACUUCGAGACGGCGGCGCUCAUCGACCCAUGCACGCCGGUGAGCUGUAUUGACGACUCCUUGGCCAGCGCCUUCAAGUUGCCCACCACUUGUGUGGGGGACGAGAAAGUGUGUACGGCGGUGAUCCGCGCCAAAAUGGGCGACUUCCAGUUGGAGACGAUGCUCAAGGUCGAGCCCCGUGUGCGCAUCCGCACGCCUAUCCGACAGCUGAGCGAUUCCGUGCGGGCGCGUUUCGGUGACCUGAGGCUUGCCGAUGAACAAUUCCAUCGACCGGCGACAAUCUCGCUCAUCUUGGGAGCAGAUGUCUACCCGAAGGUGAUCCAGCCCGGGUUCCUUGCGCGUGAGGACGGCCUGCCGGUGGCCCAGAGCACCGUUUUUGGAUGGAUCGUGUCGGGGGCGUGCACCCAGCCAUAGGCCACCCCAUUAUACUUUGCAAUCCUGCAAGGGGGGGGGAGGAUGUUCAGGCCAGCAAUGGACAGUUUCCGGGCACUGUGCCGGCUCCGCGCGCCUCGGUCCCGGCUCGCGCUCGCGCGCUCGGAGGGGCGCUCGGAUCCACAAUCCACGAUCCACACGGCGCUCACGGCAGCACAAAGGCAGCAUAAAGCAUAGAGCAUAAGGCAUAGAGAGUUAGUUACGUUUUCACCCCCGCUUCAACCUGUCGACAUACCGCGCGAAUACCGAAUCAAUACAUGAACAAUAUAUAUAUACAUAUACACACAACGAAACCCAGCGGCCUUUCCUUUCUGUGACGACUGCUAGGAGGGUUACUGGAACAUACACCUCGCCGUUGGAUAAUUGAUCCUCGAUCCGCUCCACUA